Messenger RNA from Plasmodium malariae, 867 nucleotides. It is a transcript of the gene WARP, whose product is annotated as von Willebrand factor A domain-related protein, putative. Lineage: Eukaryota; Apicomplexa; Aconoidasida; Haemosporida; Plasmodiidae. Bases 1 to 867 code for a protein of 288 amino acids. The record is from RefSeq and is a predicted model, not a curated record. The transcript has a single exon.
AUGAAGAAAAUAUUAUGUUUCGCUUUUUUAUUAGAAUAUGCCAUCACUUUGAUAUAUGCAAAAAUAAACAAUGUGUCAAAUAGUUCUGUGCCACGGAUAGCCAAAGAAGGUGAAAAUGAAAAAAUUAUAACAUGCGUUACUGAAUAUGUGAUUAAAGGUGAUUUACAUAUUGAUGAUGGUGGGUUUUGCAGUACCAGUACAGAAUCUUCAUCUAACGGGGAUGAGUCAAGUGUAGAUGUAGGAGUUGACAAUCCAGGAGCUUAUUGUGAUAACUAUUAUGAUAUAACUUUAAUUGUUGAAGAAACAAAUUUCGUUCAAAAGGAUUAUUGGUUAAAAGGUACUAUUCCAUUUUUAGAAUCAAUGAUAAGAAAUACAAGAAUUAGCAAAGAUAAAGCUCAUAUGUCUCUUAUACUUUUUGCUUAUGAUCAGCGAGUUAUUGUUCCAUUCACUGAUGAAAUUAGUCAAGAUAAGGACAAGUUCAUUGAAAAGAUUAGAACUAUAGAUGAUGUAGGAAAAAGUGCUGACACUUUAUAUGUGUAUGCAUUGGAAUACGCUAUGGAAAAGGUUAUAUUUGGAAAUGGAACACGAGAUAAUGCUCCAAAGGUAGCCGUAUUAUUUUAUUAUGGUUUUGAUUAUGGAGCAAACAAAAGUUUAAUACCGGAUGUGGUUAAAGAUUAUAGGGAUAAGAAUAUAAAACUUAUAAUUGUUGGAAUUGCUUUAGGUAAUACAGAUAAUGCAUAUUUACUUGCAAAUUGUUCUAUUGGUGAAGCAAAUUGUGCUAAUGUCAUUUUUAAGCCGUGGGAUUUUGUGAUUCCAGCAGCGGAACAGGUAAAGGCAAAAAUUUGUAGUAAGGAUAAUAGUGCAUAG